This is a messenger RNA of Lytechinus variegatus (green sea urchin), 3484 nucleotides long. RefSeq names its product E3 SUMO-protein ligase ZBED1-like. Lineage: Eukaryota; Metazoa; Echinodermata; Echinoidea; Temnopleuroida; Toxopneustidae. Gene Ontology annotation, molecular function: protein dimerization activity; DNA binding. Bases 253 to 2418 code for a protein of 721 amino acids. The transcript is spliced from 2 exons. The record is from RefSeq and is a predicted model, not a curated record.
GGCUAUGUACAGUAAACGUCCGUGUAGUUGAAGAAUGGAGGCAGACGUGUAAUUGUACACUGGACGAGUACACGGCUAGGCUUGCUAUCCAUGUAGUUUAGCUAUUGAGCACACACAGAGCCUUAUUCUUUCUCAGUGUAGUACUUGCAUUGUUGAGAAUUUAGCUUGUCAAGUGAAGUUGGAUUUUCUGUCUUCCAAUAGAAGUUCUUUUUCUUGUUCUGAUGUUGCUUAUUUAUUGUCAUUUCUAGCUGAAUGAGAAUGAAGAGUUUUGUCUGGGAACACUUUGACAAAGUUGGCAUCAACAGAGCAACUCGAAAAACAGUAAGAUGCAGACUUUGCAGGACCGAGCUGGCAUACCAUAACUCAACAGGGAGCAUGAUUAACCACAUGCUCCAUAAGCAUCCAGGACGGGUACCAGGCUCUAGUUCAUCCUCGGCUGGUGCUCGUGAGGAUGGUGGUGGGAAGGCCCCUCGCAAGGACUUCUAUCAUCAGGAGAGCAGUGGCCCUCCACAAGAAUCUCCUGUGCCGGUGACCAUGCCUGAACCAGUGACCAUGCCUGGAACGACCAACCUGCCUUCUAAGGCCAAGAUUAAGAUGAGGAGUUAUGUGUGGAAUCACUUUGACAAAGUCGGUUGCAGAACCACGCGAUGCCGACACUGCCAGGUUGAGCUUGCAUACCAUGCAUCGACGGGGAGCAUGAUCAAUCACCUCCAACUUAAGCAUCCAUCGACCAAUCCUGAUCCAAGCACAACUCCUGGUCUAACUCCUCGAAGGUCCCAUCAGGAUCAGUUCAAAGCCUUCCUCACCUCCAACACUAAAAGCGAAAGCUGCAGCCCAGAACGGGCGAUGGGAAUAACUAGGCACAUUACAACCAUGAUCGCGGAUGUCAACUUGCCUGUGAGCUUCGUCGAAGAGCCGUCCUUCCAAGAACUCCUCAAGUACAUAGAACCGGGAUACUCACUUCCUAAUCAGAGCUCCAUAACGGUGCACCUGCAACUAAUGUACAAUGCCAAGAAGGCAACUGCGAUAACAGAGAUCGCAAACUCCACUUCAUUUGCUAUUUCAACCGACUGCUGGGCUUCAGGGAUGCAAGAGUAUUUGACACUUACAGGGCACUACGUCGAUGAAGAAUGGCAGUACAAAGCGGUAGUCCUCGAUACCUCACCCCUGGCCAUUGAUGAUAUCAAUGAUGACAACAGCACUGAGGACCCCGCCGAUCGCAUAAAAGCUAUUCUUGUAGAUCAUCUUAAGCGAGUUCUUGAAGAAUGGGACCUGGGGCUGGGGGACAAGGUAUCUGCCAUCGUCAACGACAACUCGCCCAACAUCACUGACAUCGGAAGAGAUGCCGUGGAUGCCUUCGAUGUCGGAUGUGCAGCCUGUCUGCUCCACGAAGCUGUGAAUCACGGGAUCCAGAGUCACGAGGAAAUAUUGAACCUCGUUGCAGCUGCCAAUCGACUCGUUAGCUACUUCCAUCACAGCAUCGAUGCGACAGACACUCUCAGAAAGGAGCAAGAAUUCAUGGACCAAGAGCUGAAGGGGUUGGUUUCAUCUGUAUCAUCACACUGGGUGUCAAUCCUUAAUAUGCUCGAAAGACUGACAGAAGUUCGAGGGCCGCUUCUAAGAGUUCUGAGUAACCAGAAAAUCAUGGAUCAAGAAGAGGAAAUCAAGAUUGACCUGACUGAAGACCAAUGGGCUCUUGUGGAUCUUGUCAUACACUGCCUGAAGCCACUUAAGGUUGCAACAAUCGUCCUGUCUUCAAAAGAAAAUGUUGCCUCAUCCAUUACUCUACCCAUUGUCUUUGGCCUCCUCCAUAACCACCUAGUGAAGAAAGAGGGAGAAGGAGAUGCCAUAGUUAGGUUCAAGAAUGAGAUGAGAAAUCAAAUCGAGAGUCGGUUCCUCCAACCCGGUUUCCAGGCAGGUGUGGCAGCUAUGGCAGCAGCCGUUGAUCCGAGGUACAAGAAUCUCAAGUUCCUGUCGCACGAUGACCGGGAAGUGGUGUGGGCCGAGAUACGCAAGCACCUUGAGACACUUCAGAGAGCUCAUGAGGAAGCCAAAGCAGGUAAAGCGGACCAGGAUAGCAGCUCUGACCAGGAACCUUCCGCCGAUUCUGUUCUGGAUUUCCUGAUGGGCACAGCUGCCGAACCAGCUCGACGUCAGAAUUCCGCGGUAGACGAAUUCGAGGAGUUCCUCGCGCAGAAACAGGAACCCCGUAACACGAACCCUCUCACGUGGUGGCGUGCCAACAGUGGUCGUUUUCCAAUUCUCCAAAAUCUAGCCAAGAUAUACUUGGGUGUCCCUGCAACAGCAGUGCCUCCGGAAAGGGUCUUUUCCCCGUCUGGCAACGUUGUAACAGCAAAGCGAAGUUGCCUGUCGCCCGAGAAUGUGAACAUGCUCGUCUUCUUGAGUCAGAAUAAAUAGGGACUUGACAGCUCAACUUGAAAACGAAACAAACUAUUCACAUGUGCUCCAUCAAAUGAAGAAGCUGUCAAACAUUUCUUGCAACUCUAUUAAUAACAUGAGUGACUGAACCGAUUCUUUGCACUACGUUCAUUUAAUCAAUUAUUAAAUGAAAGAAAGUAUUGUGUGAUCCAUCGCUCUAAGAAUUGAAAACAUUUCACAUGAAAUAUAAUAAAAUAUACCAAUAAAUCAAUUUUCUUUUGUAAUGUUUUUAUAGAAACUAGGGAUAUUGAUUUCAGCCACUGUAUAAAGCUUACAUGUAGCAAUUGAUCAUGGCUGUGGAGCUGAUGAUUCUACAAUUGUUUGCAACGAUUACUGUAGAUGAUCAAGUUACGUAAAGAUCAGUCUCACAAUCAAUUGCUCUAGAGGCUUCAAUGUUUACAAGUAAUCAGACUGAAAUUAAGGAGAAUAGGAAGUAAUGUGAUUUCAACUGAGCAGGCAUCUAAAAUCUUUAGAAUUACCUCUGUAACAGGACAUACUGAGAAGGCCUGUAUGAUUUCAUCAAUUGGUUGUUACUUUUCAGUUUUGAAACAGAUGGUUUAAUGUUCUAUCAAUCUGGUUAUCCUCCAUAUUGUUUUACGAAGAAAUUUAAAGAAGAAACCAGAAACUUAUGGAACUUGUUGAGGGGAAAAACCCUCCUAAAAGAAGGCCUUCAGCACGGGGUAGUGCACAUGUUCCCUCAUCUACACUAAAUAGUGAAAUUUUAAAGAAAAAUAACACUCACUUUGAGUAAAAUUUCAAAGAAGUUCACAAUUUUUUUCUGUCAUGUACCUGUAUUCACAGUUAUGGCUGAAAUAGGAGGUUUUAUUUUUGUUUCAAAGUUCAUUUUCGGUUUAAGAAUUUAUGAAUGAGAAUUAUUACUUUGACGUCUAUUCUACAUGUUGUAGGCCCAUACAGAACUGGUUUACAUUUAAAUUUAUGGAUGGUUAUCUUCCGUUGAAGCCGAGCAACAUUGUUUAUUCUUUAUUUUUUUGCCAUACUGAAGCAAUUGCUGACUUUUGGUGGCUGUUUCUCUUAUUUCAAAGGC